AUGGCUAUCAACACGGAUGCCGCGUUUGGUAAAAGGGCCAUGGGGGAGAGGGAAGUCUCACAUCCCACCGACUUCCAAGACACAGAGAAACUCCUGAGCGCCGUGACCACCGGGGAAAGCAACCUCAAACCGUGUGACACAUCUUUCAACUUGAGAAGCAGCAUCCAUUCCCUGAAUACCGAGCAGAACGGACACCGAUCGCCAGUAAGGUCAGGCUCCGCGCCCGUGUCCCAGCUGAGCUUCGGACCCCCCCUCCUCCUCCGCCGCUCCCCGGUGCCACCCGGUUCAGAGCCGCCGAGCUACCUGUGGCUUGCGGUGUUGUCGUGCUUUUGUCUUGCUGUGCCGGUGAACAUGUUCGCGCUGUGGUAUGCUCACAUGUCGCAGUCUGUUCUCCAGACCGGGGAUGUAGACGGAGCUAAGAGGCUGGGUCGUGUCUCUCUGCUGCUCAGCUGUAUCUCCAUGUUCCUGGGUGUGGCCGUCAUCAUCUUCAUAGUGGUCACGGUUCGCCUUGUCUUACCAGCGAUCUUUUCCGCCUUCCUGUUUCUCUAG
Molecule: messenger RNA, 549 nt
Organism: Salvelinus namaycush (lake trout)
Lineage: Eukaryota; Metazoa; Chordata; Actinopteri; Salmoniformes; Salmonidae
Product: trafficking regulator of GLUT4 1-like
Exons: 3
Coding region: 1-549 (182 amino acids)
Cellular component (GO): membrane
Source: RefSeq, a predicted model, not a curated record